This is a messenger RNA of Darwinula stevensoni, 1524 nucleotides long. NCBI's taxonomy places the organism in Eukaryota, Metazoa, Arthropoda, Ostracoda, Podocopida, Darwinulidae. The record is from the annotation of a GenBank genome assembly.
AUGAAGGAGAUCCUGUGGAGCGUGUGCGAGCGUCGUGGGAUCGGCAUGAAGGACGUGGAGGUGUACGGGGAUACGCGGACCCCGAUCGCCCUCACCACGGAGGCAAGCCGGCUGGGCGGGAAGCAUCUCCGCGUCCGAGCGAAAGACGAGAGGACUCCUGUGAUCCGGGCCACGAAAUCUGCCUCCAGUGCCUCUUCCCUCCUCAAAGCUUCCUCCUCGUCCUCGUCCUCUUCCGGGAGUUACCGCAAGGGGACGAACAAGCUGUUCAACUCGAGCGCGGACGAUGCGACGUUGGUGAGCUCCAGCGGUGGGGCAGGUGGGGCGGGUGGGGCAGGCGUGACGGGGAAUUCCUCCGUCCUUGCCCCGGUUGGCCCCGCUGUGGAGGGGCCCGCCUCGAACGACGGGUCCCUCAAGGUCUCCAAAUCCGCGAAACAGCUCAAUCGCUGGAGUGGCCUCUUCUCCAAUUCCUUUAAGGACAAGGACAAGAUGGACCAGUUGGUGGAGCACUUGAAGGAGUUGGAUCGCGGGGGCGGGGGGAAGCGGGAGGAGGAAGUGGACGUGGCGGGGGAGAGCCUCUACGCCCUGGAGGAGGACUGGAGGGACGUGGUGAACGAGGCGACGGAGGUGAAGACGGAGCGGAAGCGGCAGCAGCAGACGGCCAUCUGGGAGCUGUUGCAGACGGAGGCGGCGUAUAUAAACACCAUCCGCGUCAUCACUGAUUUGUUCCGCUGGUGCCUGGAGAGUCUGCAGCGAGUGGGGAUCCUCACGGAGAUCGACAAUCAGCGGCUGUUCGGGAACGUGGAGGAGAUCCACGAGGCGAACGACCGCUUCUGGCGGGAGGGGCUGCACGUCAUGAUCGAGGCGUCGAGGAACACCAUGUCCCCGCUCAACCCGCUCUACCUCCGCUCGUCGCUUCUCUCGAUGGAGGACCUGUUCGCCCCGUACAUGCGGUACUGCUUGGAUCAGACGUCGUGCCAGCACUACUGCCGGGAGCUGGACCACGACAACGAGCUCUUCAAGGCCUACCUUGCGGCAUUUAUUUUUUCACUCGGAGUAUUACACCUGUCACCGCUCAACGAGCCACUAGAACCGAAGGGCCUUCUCUCGUACAAAUCGCCACAUUUUCGAAAUGACUCCUGGAAUCCGACCCCAAAACUCCCACGCAUUCGGGAGACCUCGUCCGAACCCGUCCCGGCGCAUUCGGGAGGGAAAGACCUUCCUCCUUCCACCUCGUUAUCCGAGGCCUUCCCAUCGUUCCUCCCCCCCGAUCGUCCUCGCCACGAUCCCGACACAACCUCGCCCACUGGACGGCGGGUCCGACUCGACGAGACCCGCAGAGGCGUCCAGCCGACCAUCGAGGAACGAGAGACGACAGCCUGCGUGAUGGAACGUGGAAGAAGGCAGCCCCGGAGACAAAUGCAUCACGGGAUCCUUCCCCCGGGAGCAUGCACCCAAGAGACCCCUGGACCCUGGAGUCCAACCAUCCUCUUCCCUUCUCGUCCUCCCUUCCUCCCACAACCUCCC